Messenger RNA from Amphibalanus amphitrite, 810 nucleotides. Its product is annotated as endocuticle structural glycoprotein SgAbd-2-like. Bases 109 to 720 code for a protein of 203 amino acids. Gene Ontology annotation, cellular component: chitin-based extracellular matrix. NCBI's taxonomy places the organism in Eukaryota, Metazoa, Arthropoda, Thecostraca, Balanomorpha, Balanidae. The record is from RefSeq and is a predicted model, not a curated record. The transcript has 3 exons. Gene Ontology annotation, molecular function: structural constituent of chitin-based larval cuticle.
AGCAGAGCACUGACCAGCCCGGGGGCGCCAUUGUCAAAGACCCGACUAUAUAAUGGACGAGCAAACCGACCCAGGUAUCAGUUCGACACUGCAUCCAGUCACACCAACAUGAAGGCCUUCAUCGUCGCUGCUCUGGCCCUGGUGGCUGCUGCCGACCGGCCCCAGUCUUCCUACAGGCCCCGACCUGCCUACUCUGCCCCGACCUACUCUGCCCCCACCUACUCUGCCCCGACAUACACCGACCAGCCCAGCUACAAGCCGAUCGCUAUCCUUGAGGAGAAGAACGUCCACCCUGGAGAUGGCUCCUACAACUUCCACUUCAGCACCGAGAACGGCAUCUACAGGUCUGAGAGCGGCGUGCCUCUGCCCGGCUACGGCAAGAACGCCUACGGACAGCCGGAGGGCAGCUACCGCCAGGAGGGCACCUGGAGCUACUCCGACGGAUACGGCAACCCCAUUAAGGUGACAUUUGUCGCCGACAAGAACGGCUACCAGCCGUCCAGCGACAUCCUGCCGACGCCGGUGCCCACCCAGUACCCGACCCCCGCUGUUAGUGCCGCCUACGUCGAGCCCCAGCCGGCCUACGUCGAGCCCCAGCCCUCCUACCAGCCUGCCUACGUCGAGCCACAGCCUGCCUACGUCGAGCCCCAACCCGCCUACGUCGAGUCCCAGCCCGCAUACCAGCCCGCCUACGUGGAACCCCAGCCCGCCUACAACUAAGUUCCUAAACGUGAAUGGCCAGAGAUGUUUAAAGUUUAUUGCGUGUGGCUGUUGAUUAUGAAUAUGUCUUGCAAUAUAUCACUGAAUUGA